Parasteatoda tepidariorum (common house spider) is the source of this 902-nucleotide messenger RNA. Its product is annotated as U6 snRNA-associated Sm-like protein LSm1. Lineage: Eukaryota; Metazoa; Arthropoda; Arachnida; Araneae; Theridiidae. Gene Ontology annotation, molecular function: mRNA binding. Gene Ontology annotation, biological process: deadenylation-dependent decapping of nuclear-transcribed mRNA. Gene Ontology annotation, cellular component: P-body; Lsm1-7-Pat1 complex. The record is from RefSeq and is a predicted model, not a curated record.
AAUCUAUCAAUGAGGUGUCUUUUUUCCAAGAAUGUUGCACUAAAUCUUUUAAACUGUUGAGUCUCAAGUAAACGAUUUUUAUUGACUUGGUGAAAUAAUUUGACAUUUUACGAACUAAAACGUAUUCAAGAUAUUUCAGUUAGAACCAUUACUAUCAUUUGCUUUUAUACACACUGCUGUAUUGAUAUAAACAAUUGAAACAAACCUAUACUGCGACAGCAGUAAAGAUUAGUAGCAAAUUAAUCUAAUCAAAUUGUAUUUAUCUUAAUAAACAUUUAUUGAUUUUGAUUAAAAUUUAUCUAUCAAAUCAUUUUUUUAAAAUGAGUUCUCUUCCUGGGCUAUGUACAUUACUGGAAGAAGUAGAUAAAAAAAUUAUGGUGGAGCUGAGAGAUGGAAGAAUAUUAAUAGGUUUCUUAAGAAGUAUAGACCAAUUUGCAAAUCUAGUUUUGCAUAGGACUGUUGAAAGAAUUCAUGUUGGUAAAAAAUUUGGUGAAAUAGCUCUUGGUGUUUUUAUCGUUAGAGGCGACAAUGUUGUUUUGCUUGGCGAAGUUGAUGAUAAUAAAGACAGUACUUCAAAACUAAUUAGAGUUUCUCAAGAAGAAAUUCUCGAAGCUCAAGUUACCGAGCAAAAAUUGAAACAAGAUAAAGAAAAAAUGCGAACCAAAGCCCUGAAGGAAAGAGGAUUUGGAUAUCAAUUGGAUACUACUCAUGAAGAUUUUUAAAUUUAAAAACUCUUAUUAUACUAUAAACUAUUUUAUUAUUGUAAAUACAUUUUAUUUUACGAAGUUCAUGGAAUCACUUUAGAUUUUUUUUCAUCGUCAUUGAUUCGUUUUUUAAUCCAGAUUUCAUGAAUGCUGUAAUAAAAUUUUAAAAUGUUCAGUAAAGUUAUGUUAUAAAGCUCA